UGGCAUUCAACCCAUGAUAUGUUAGAAAGGCUGAUUUUACUAAAACCCAAUAUCGAAGAUUUUUUUACAGAGCAAUCUGAUUAUUUAUUGACUGAAGAUUGGAAAGAGAUAAUAACGAUUGUUGAAAUUUUAAAACCGCUAAAAAUCGCAACCAAACAAUUCCAAUCUGAACAGUUAACACUGACAGAUUUUUAUGCAGCAUGGUUAAGAUGCUGCAUCGAACUGGAAAAAAAUCCAAACCAUUUUGCUCAAUUACUAUAUUCUUGUCUUAAGAACAGAGAAGAAAGGUUUAUAAAGAACGAAAUUCUCUUAGCUGCCAUAUACCUGGACCCAAGAUACAAGGUAUUACUUAGUGAUGAUGAUAAGAUUUGUGCGAAAAAACAUCUUGUCAAUUUAUGGAGACGAAUUAAAAGCUUAACAACGCCGAUUUUAUCUGAUGAUAUUAGUUCCGAUGAAGUUAUUGAACAAGAAGAUGAUUUAGAGAAAUUGAUACAACUUAAAGAAAGGCAGGAGAAAAUAUUUAAAAGAGGGCCAACGAUUGCUGAGAAAAGUAUUGGAACAAUAAUUACUGGAUUUAGCGAUUAUAAAAGAUUAGAUAAGAAGGAAAAUAUUUUGCAUUUUUGGGAGUCUGCUAAGCUGGAACACCCUGAAUUAUAUAUUUUAUCUAAAAUCUUAUUUGCUGUUCCUGCAACCCAAGUUAGCGUUGAAAGAUCUUUUUCACAUUUGAAAUUCAUUCUUUCACCACAUAGAUCGAGGAUGAGUGAACAACUCUUGGAAGAUAUUAUGCUAAUACGUCUAAAUAAAAUUUUUAAAAUUGAUACAUGACUAUAGCUUUGUAUUUUUAACUAUAUUUGCCUAUAAAUAAAAUAAAAAAUUUAUUUUUUAUAUCAAAUUUAUGUCUAGUUUUUUAUUAUGAUUUAAAUAUAGAAUUUUUUUUAUCAACUCAAAAAUUCUUGAACCCGAACCGAACCCGAACCAAACCCGGGUUCAAAAAUAUUUCCCUGAACCGAACCCGAACCGAACCCACCUUUUUUUUUAUACCCCGAACCGAACCCGAA
This is a messenger RNA of Gordionus sp. m RMFG-2023, 1058 nucleotides long. RefSeq lists its product as uncharacterized. Gene Ontology annotation, cellular component: nucleus. Gene Ontology annotation, molecular function: protein dimerization activity. Lineage: Eukaryota; Metazoa; Nematomorpha; Gordioida; Chordodea; Parachordodidae. Bases 19 to 825 code for a protein of 268 amino acids. The record is from RefSeq and is a predicted model, not a curated record. The transcript has 3 exons. Gene Ontology annotation, biological process: regulation of transcription by RNA polymerase II.